AUGGCGCUUGUUCAAUCCGUGGAAAUUCCGCAGACACUUGUAGAUGCCUUUAAAGAGAAGAUCAAGGAUGGCAAGGCUAUCUCUACCGGGCUUUUCACGCCGGAAAGUACUCCAGAGCCACCACAACUGCCUUCAAAGAAAAACAAUGCCGAAAUACGAGCCAAACGGAUCGCAGCUCUCAUUCAGAGCAUUGAGGACAAUGAUACCGAUUUCGGCAUCCUAGGUGUUUGGACCACCGCGGCCUUCCAUUCUCGAGUACCAGCCCUUAAAAAGGCACUCGAUAAGGAAACAUCGGAGGAGGCCAAAAAGGCCCUUCAAAAGGUCGAGCAGGCAGAGAUUACUCUUGCGGAGAAGGUUGCCGCGUCCAAAGCGGCCAUUAAUAGGGCCCUCGAGAACCCGGAUAUGGCCCUUGUAGAUUUAUUGGAAGUCAGGGAUGAUGACGACCGAGACGUGAAGCUUGCAAGUUGGAAGUGGCUCCUCAGUCCAGAAUGGAACAAAGAACCUGAGGCAGACAAGGCGAGGCACAUACUGUUGGAUGCCAUCAAAGCGUACGACGGGGAGGAUGACGACAUGGCAAGCGGCAGUGAUGAUGACGAGGUGGAGGAAGACGAGCAGCCCUUGCCCGAGACAAAGAAAAUUGUCCCCAGCUCAUUUUUAUCUGAGCUGAUGGGCUCAAAGAGUGUGUCUACCAAGAUUGGUGUCUCUGUCAUCCCAGGAUCGACAGUUGGUGGAGGCAAAAUACUCCGCUAUAAUGAAUACUUUGCACAGCGAUCCAAAGGAGAUGACAGCGCUGAAAAGGGGAAAAGACCGCCACGGUACAAUUUCCUGGUGUGGAACGAAGGCGAAUACUCCAUGAAAACUGGCAAAGAGGUCGGCCAGACUGCGAUCGAUGGCUAUUUCAGAGACGGCAAGGAAAGCAAGCUUAAGAUAGGGGAGUACUAUGGAGAGCGCCGCCAUGGCAUCACAUACUCACGCAAAUACUUCUCUGAGCUAUUGGAGCGGUCCAGAAAAACGGGGAUUGACACUCUCUUGUUUCUCGGUGCAGUGCGCAAGGCACCACGAACACCCUCUGGUAGGACCAUGCCUCCAGAACACUGUAUAAUUGGUAUACGUGAUCCGGAUAUGAACGCCGAAUGGUAUGAAGUGUUCACUCGAUCCGCUUGGACUAAGUUCUAUGGCGAUGAAGCGGGACAUCGCUUUGAUGAAUACUGGAAAGAACGGGGUCAAAAGCCAUCCUUUAGAGUAGCCUUGAAAGAUGACGAUACGAAUACUGGGCAGGACUCGAAUGUGGAAAACGCGGCACUGAGGAAAGAAAUCGAUCUGAUUCGACAGGAGGUGAAAGAGAUCAAAUCCAUGAAGGAUGAUAUGGAAACCAGGAUCAUGGCUGAGAUGCAGAAGAUGACCGCCAAUAUCAUGACUCAAAUGAACGAAAUGAUGAAAAGCAUGUCUGCAAUGGUCAACAAAGAAGAGGUCAGCAUGGAAGAGUAA
Talaromyces amestolkiae is the source of this 1488-nucleotide messenger RNA. RefSeq lists its product as uncharacterized. The record is from RefSeq and is a predicted model, not a curated record. The transcript is spliced from 3 exons. Lineage: Eukaryota; Fungi; Ascomycota; Eurotiomycetes; Eurotiales; Trichocomaceae. The coding region runs from base 1 to 1488 and encodes 495 amino acids.